Molecule: messenger RNA, 1151 nt
Organism: Globicephala melas (long-finned pilot whale)
Lineage: Eukaryota; Metazoa; Chordata; Mammalia; Artiodactyla; Delphinidae
Source: RefSeq, a predicted model, not a curated record
GAAGUUGUGCACAGGACUGGAGUCUCAUGGCUUCUUCUCCAUCCUCAGAUUUGCGUGCUCAGUGCUUGGAUUGGCUGUGAGUGAAAUCCCGAGAAAGACUCCUGGCGACUGAGUUGUUGACAAUGGAGCCUCUGGAAUCAGUGACGUUUGAAGAUGUAGCGAUCAACUUCACCCAGGAAGAGUGGGCCCUGCUGGACACAUCCCAGAAAACCCUGUUCAGAAACGUGAUGCUGGAUAAUAUCACCCACCUGGUCUCCGUAGGGUAUCAGAUCAGCAAACCAGAUGUGAUUUCCCAGCUCGAACAAGGAAAAGAGCUGUGGAGUGAAGCAACAGGAUGCCUCCAAGGCCAGAGUCCAGGCAGUGAAAGUCCGCUUAUACAACAAGAAAUGAUAUUCAUGCAACAAGUGUACAGGAAGCACAUAUCUCACACCAUGCCAAUGGUUUCUCACACACAAGGGGAUCCUGUUGGAUGGACUGAUUUGAGUGAUGAAUUUACUCCUAGAUCUUCACCUCAACUUUCACCAGUUCCCUUAGGAAGGAAAAGUAAUGUCAGCAAACAGCAUGGAAAAUCACUUAGUCAAGGGUCAUUCCUUGACAAACAGGAUCACAUUCACACUAGAGCUAAAUUGUAUGAAUGUCCUCUAUGUGGGAAAGUCUUUAGUAGAUGCUCUACACUCAUAAGACACAAGAUGAUUCACACUGGAGAGAAACCAUUCAAAUGCAAUCUGUGUGGGAAAGUCUUCAAUCAAAGUUCCUCCUUGAAACAACAUGAGAAAAUUCACACAGGAGAGAAGUGCUAUGAAUGUCAUCAGUGUGGUAAAGCCUUUCUUCAAAGCUCUGGCCUUAGUUCGCACAAGAAAAUCCACAGUGGAGAGAAACCACACGUAUGUCUUGAGUGUGGGAAGGCCUUCAGUCACAGUUCAGGGCUUAGUUCGCACAAGAGAAUCCACACUGGAGAGAAACCACAUGUAUGCCUCCUGUGUGGGAAGGCCUUCAGUGAACAUGCUAAACUGAGAGAACAUGAGAGAACCCACACUGGAGAGAGGCCCUAUGAAUGUCAGUGGUGUGGGAAAUGCUUCAGUCGUGGCUCUUCCUUGAGACGACAUGAGGGAACCCAGCACUGGAGAGAAAGUCAGGAGGGCCCUCACUAG